Messenger RNA from Xiphias gladius (swordfish), 2425 nucleotides. It is a transcript of the gene nmt1a, whose product is annotated as N-myristoyltransferase 1a. Gene Ontology annotation, molecular function: glycylpeptide N-tetradecanoyltransferase activity. The record is from RefSeq and is a predicted model, not a curated record. Gene Ontology annotation, cellular component: cytoplasm. The coding region runs from base 62 to 1525 and encodes 487 amino acids. Lineage: Eukaryota; Metazoa; Chordata; Actinopteri; Istiophoriformes; Xiphiidae. Gene Ontology annotation, biological process: N-terminal peptidyl-glycine N-myristoylation. The transcript is spliced from 12 exons.
CUAAUAACAACGAGGCGGGUUUAAAGGCGUCGACAACACGCGGUGGUCCCUCACUUCCGGGAUGAAGAUGGCGGAUGAGAAUGAGACAGCACCGAUGCCGGAGAGAGAAGAUGUAGAGGACCACGGACACUGCAGCGACUGUGAAAAUGAAGAGCACCACUUUGACGAUGGUGACAGGGGUCUGGCUGACGACACCGGCGCCAAGAAGAAGAAAAAGAAGCAGAAAAAGAAGAAGAAAUCUGGUGCUACAGAAGCAGCUCAGGACACCCUUGCCAAGGUGAAUUCAUUGCCAGCUGAUAAGCUACAGGAGAUCCAAAAGGCCAUUGAACUUUUCUCUGUAGGCCAAGGCCCUGCCAAAACCAUGGAGGAGGCAAGUCGGAGGAGUUACCAGUUCUGGGACACACAGCCUGUGCCCAAGCUAGGGGAGACGGUGACAUCACACGGCUCCAUUGAACCUGACAAAGACAACAUUCGAGAAGAGCCCUACAGCCUCCCGCAGGGCUUCAGCUGGGACACCCUCGACUUAGGGAACCCUGCUGUGCUCAAGGAGCUUUACACCCUUCUCAAUGAGAACUAUGUGGAAGAUGAUGACAACAUGUUCAGAUUUGACUACUCCCCCGAGUUCCUGCUCUGGGCCCUGCGGCCCCCCGGCUGGUUGCCCCAGUGGCAUUGUGGAGUGAGGGUUAACUCCAACCAGAAGCUGGUGGGCUUUAUCAGUGCCAUUCCUGCCACUAUCCACAUCUAUGACAUAGAAAAGAAAAUGGUUGAGAUCAAUUUCCUCUGCGUCCAUAAGAAGCUUCGCUCCAAACGAGUGGCUCCAGUUCUGAUCAGAGAGAUCACCAGACGGGUCAACCUGCAGGGCAUCUUUCAGGCGGUGUACACCGCUGGAGUGGUACUGCCCAAACCUGUGGGCACAUGCAGGUACUGGCAUCGUUCUUUGAACCCACGCAAACUAAUCGAGGUGAAGUUCUCCCACCUGAGCAGGAACAUGACUAUGCAGCGUACCAUGAAGUUGUACCGUCUGCCCGAGGCCCCGAAGACUCAGGGGCUGCGGCCAAUGACCAAGAAGGAUGUGCCGGUGGUGCAUCGCCUCCUCCGUGAGUACCUGAGCCAGUUCAACCUGGUGCCUGUCAUGAACCAGGAAGAGGUGUCGCACUGGCUGCUGCCCCGGGAGAACAUUAUCGACACUUACCUGGUGGAGAAUGAUGGCAAAGUGACGGAUUUCCUGAGUUUCUACACACUGCCCUCUACCAUCAUGAACCACCCCGUGCACCGCAGUCUAAAAGCAGCGUACUCCUUCUACAAUGUGCACACCACCACCCCCCUGCUCGACCUGAUGUCCGAUGCCCUCAUCCUGGCCAAAUCAAAAGGGUUUGACGUCUUCAAUGCACUGGAUCUAAUGGAAAACAAGACUUUCUUGGAGAAGCUUAAGUUUGGCAUCGGUGAUGGGAAUCUACAGUAUUAUCUGUACAAUUGGAAGUGUCCCAGCAUGGGGUCAGAAAAGGUGGGGUUGGUGCUGCAGUGACAUCCCUUUUACGCCAUAAACUAGUAUCACCAACAGGCCAGGAGACCGCACCAUCGCGCUGACCACCUGAUAGAUGGACUGAUGACUUCCUGCUUCAGGAAAGGAAAAUCCACCGCCCAUUUUUACUUUUUGACCUUUUGAACUUUGACCUGCACUACCGCUGCCAGGCGGGGAGAGUCUUCAGCUCUUCCUCCUCCCUCGAUCACAUGGACCUUAAGCCAUUGUAGUUACCAUCGCAAACAACUGUACUACAUCUGAAAGCUGUCUUGAUUGUACCAAACACACAUACACACAAGAACAGUUUGCACAGGUUACUUUAUACCAAACACCCACUGCUGUUAUACCUACAAACCGUACAAUACUUGUAAAUAAUAUCAAACAUAACUCCGGAAUAUGCCCUAACACACACAGACAAGAACCGACGGUUUUAUUUUAUUCCUAAAUGUUGGAAGUUCUUUUUUUUGCAAUUAAAAUAAAUGUCAUCCUUAAGUUUUAGAGAUAAAAAAAAAAAAAGAUUUAAAAAAUAUUUUAAAGAGGAAAAAGGCUACAAAAAAAAAAGAUGAGGUAAUAAAUACCAGAAGUGGACACCAGAUAAGGGCUUUUGUUAAGAUUUCUCUUGUAAUGCUUGAUCCUGUGUCUUUUUUUUUUUUUUUUUAAUUUUUCUCAUCAAACCCUCUGCUCUAUCAGUCAUUAUGGAGAUGUUUCAGCGCUGCUUCAAGAAGAUGUAUAUGCCAGAGUUGGCAUUCGUCUUCUGGAGGUCUUCUCAUCUGUAUUAACUUUCAUGAACCUCCUCCCCAGCUUAGUGCACUAACAGAAGAAGCAGAAAAAGAAACUCAGACUGAGGAUAAUGGACCAGCUCAGUUGGAGAAAAAAAAAAAAAAACAGAAUCAUUUUGAACGA